AUGCCAUCCACAUCUCUCGCUGAAUACCUCUUCAAUCGUCUCCGCCAGCUGGGCAUUGGUUCCAUUCAUGGUGUUCCAGGAGACUACAAUCUAGCAUUGCUGGACUACGUUGAGCCCGCCGGUCUACGCUGGGUCGGAAACACAAACGAACUCAACGCAGCAUAUGCAGCGGACGGGUAUGCCCGCAUCAAAGGCGUGGGGGCACUCAUCACCACCUUUGGUGUCGGAGAGCUGUCAGCUGUGAAUGCCAUUGCAGGAGCAUAUGCUGAAAGGGCGGCAGUUGUGCAUAUUGUCGGUACGCCGGCAAGGGCGGCGCAGGAAGGUCGAAAAUUGUUCCAUCACACUCUGAAUGAUGGAGAAUUUAGACGGUUCGCGAAUAUCUAUGCUCAGGUCACGGUAGCCCAGGCAAAAAUAUGGGAUGCCGGUACCGCUCCUCGCCAGAUCGACGACGUUUUGCGCCAGUGUCUCGUUCAAAGCCGCCCGGUUUAUAUUGAAGUCCCCGUGGACCUGGUGGGUGCCGAGGUGGUAGAAGUUGGCUUGCUCGACUCCAUUAAACUCGAUGCGGUAUCACCGAGUUCGAAGAGCGAUAGAAUUCUGGCUCGAAUCAUCGACCGCAUCUACAACGCAAAGCAUCCGAUUCUGCUCGUCGACGGUGAAAGCAGGCCUAUGGGAAUAGUGGAGGCCGUCCAAGCUCUUGUCACCUCGUCCGGAUGGCCAACCUGGUGCACCGGAUUUGCAAAGGGUCUUCUCAACGAGACCCUCCCCAAUUUCCACGGAAUAUAUCGAGGUAGUUACGACUCCCCUGCGGUCACCAAGCUCUUCGACCAGUGCGACCUUGUGCUGUUCUUCGGGCCUCAUCUCAGCUCAAGUAAUAGCUACGGCUACUCCAGCAUCCCCGAGGUGGAGAAAACGAUUUCCUUCACGGACAACGAGGUCAACAUUGGCACCGAAGUAAUCCGUGAUGUCCACGCGAACUUCGUUAUCACGCGUCUUGCCCAGUGCCUUGAUCUCAACAAGAUCUCCCGCUAUGACCCUUAUCCUGACCUUCCGCGCGAUUCCCUGCUUUCUUUCUCGACGGCGAAAGUGGAGGAGUCUAUCUCGCAGGAUCGCGUCUGGCGGUUGGUAGCAAACUUCCUGCGACAAGGCGACAUCGUCCUUGGUGAAACUGGAACAGCCGGUCAUGGGGUGAGAGAGAUGGCCCUGCCCAAGCACGCUCGACUCUUCACACCUGUGACUUGGCUUUCGAUUGGGUAUAUGUUGCCUGCAGCCCAAGGAGCGUCGCUGGCGCAGGAAGAGCUCAUUUCUUCCUCCUCUUACCAUGGUAUAAGCGAUGCGCGAACCGUUCUCUUCAUUGGCGAUGGCAGUUUUCAAAUGACAGCCCAGGAGAUGGCAACAAUUAUCCGGCUUGACCUCGACGUCGUAGUCUUCUUGAUCAACAACGACGGGUAUACCAUCGAGCGGUGUAUCCACGGUCGCAAACAGGUGUACAAUGACAUUGGACGGUGGAGGUACUUGGAAGCACCGAAACUAUUCGGGGCGAGAAGCGAUACAUUUACUGCAUCGGUAAGGACAUGGGGUGAGCUUCGAAAGGUGUUGGAAGACGAAAGGCUUCGGAAGGGAAAAGGAUUGAGGAUGGUCGAGGUGGUCAUGGAUCGCGAAGAUGCACCGCAGGGGCCAUUGCUCGAGUACCUGCGGGAUCAGAAAGCCCGAGACUUAGUCAUUGCCAAUACUGUUCACCUUUAUCCUACCACGCCGACCACCUCCUCCCCGACAGCCACCCCUCCCAACCGUUAUCCAAACCCAGGCUAUGUCGGAUCUUCCAGUCACUCUGUCAUCUUCAACCACAUCCCGCCAGCGCCCGAUGCCUCCGGCACGUUUUCGCGAGAGGAAACAACAACGACCCUUGCAACAGCCGCACGGCCGCAGCCUGAAGAUGAACUACUGCUCCACCAGGGCGCCGAGUCGCUCCGCAAUUUGUUCGAUGCCUUCCCUCUCCCCAGCAUGAAGGAGCUGGUUAAGGUAUGGCUCACCAGCGGCGCGAAUCUUUCACUGACCGGUGGCAUCAUCCAACACUGCAUCGAUGCCAUCAACCUCCUUGUACCUACGACGUCAGACGACUGGCACGUCCUCAACGCAAGAAAUCUCCUCACGAAUUCGGGGCGACCAUUGGAACUGGAUUCGCCGACUUUUCCCGAGUUCUGUGCUCAGUUCAUCGACCAUGAUUUGCGUUGGGAGAUGUUGGGCAUUUUCCUAGCUGCUGUUACCCGUGCCGCGAUAGAUACGCCAUUCUUUCCAUCGCUAUACGCGAGCGACGAAAGGAGAUAUACACUCAGGAGGCUUUGCACCAGGGCUUGCGAUUAUGCACUCGAACUAUCCCUGUCACUUGAUUGCUUGAAUGAUCUCCAGGUGUUCCUCCAGUAUGAGAACUGGAUUUUGCACACCCAUGUUUAUGGUGAUCAGAGUUACUCAUCGUGGCGGAAACUAGGCGACUUGAUAUCGUCCAUUUACGCCAGGGGGUAUCACGAAAAGCUACCUGACGGUAACCCUGGCCCACCCUUCUUUGUUGCAGAAAUGCGAAAGGCCGUUUUCGCACGAGCAUACUCUGCGGACAAGAAUGUUGCCAUAUUUGUCGGUCGGCCUCCGCGUAUGAACAGGCAUUUUUGUCAUUUCCAGGUUCCAUGCUGCUCGCCGGGAUCUGACGUCUGGCUGUUGUCAGUAUCUCGCUCUGGUCAGGCAUCCGACACCAAUGUCUGCCACUGGGAUCCUGAUACCAAAGCUAGCUUUAUGGCUGAGUCUCGGUGGACUGCGUUGUGCGCGACUUUGAAGGAAGACCUUCUGUAUCUUCAUCGCGAGCACUCUGGAGGCACUGUGGCGUUCCGAGAAAGGGCUUCGGAAAUCAAACUAAGGGCUGACGAGCAGUUCCGGCUACUCCCUAGCCACUUUCAGCACUGCGGCAGCCUGAGGGCACGAGCUCGGGCCUUGGACCGUUUUGAGGGAGACUUCCUCGGAGCCGUGCGCUUGAAUCAUCUUCAUGUACUGUUUUUGCUCCAGUUGCUACAACUCGACUCUCCAGCGCAGCCGGACCCUCCGAUAAUUGAGGUUGCAGAAGAGAUGGUCCUGAUCGUUGUGGACUUGAUCCUUCUUCGAGAUCGGCUAGUCAACUCUGGCACCAGUCUUGUCUGGAAGAUAGCGUACUAUGGCCUCCCUGCUGCAGGAAUUCUGUUGCUUGCCAUGCUGAAUCGUCGGUCCACUCCAACCAAUGCCCCUCAUUCCCCAAGUCCCAGGGCGCUCCAGCACCUUACCGUCCUCGCAGCAGAGUUGCAAGCAGGGUCUAUAAUCCAGCCGCGCGAUCCAAACUACGACCUGAUGGCCAAGGCCACACAUGCGCUCCAAAGUUUCAUAGACUCCGCGAUGUCCGAGACAAUGCAGACGGACUACGCUCCUCGUCUGCCAGAUCCAAUGAUGGAUGAAUGGCCUGGUUUUACGAACUCGCUUCCCAUGGACUUUGAGAUCGGCUUCUGGGAAUCAUUGGCUGAUCACCCGCUGUUGAAUCUGAAUGGGCCAUCGGGAAGUACGGGCCUGGAGUGA
This is a messenger RNA of Aspergillus mulundensis, 3588 nucleotides long. RefSeq lists its product as uncharacterized. The transcript is spliced from 5 exons. Gene Ontology annotation, molecular function: magnesium ion binding; carboxy-lyase activity; thiamine pyrophosphate binding. The record is from RefSeq and is a predicted model, not a curated record. Bases 1 to 3588 code for a protein of 1195 amino acids. NCBI's taxonomy places the organism in Eukaryota, Fungi, Ascomycota, Eurotiomycetes, Eurotiales, Aspergillaceae.